AUGGCUUCUGCUGCUGGACACGCUUCGAAAUUCCAACGCUUCCUCAAUGCAGAGACUGGCCCCAAAACCGUGCAUUUCUGGGCCCCUGUGUUCAAAUGGAGUUUGGUUAUUGCUGGAUUGAACGAUAUUCAAAGACCCGUCGAGAAGUUGUCGGGUACACAGCAAUUGGCACUUUUCGCCACCGGUGCCAUCUGGACUCGCUGGGCUGGUUUUGCCAUCAAACCUAGAAACUACCUUUUGGCCUCGGUGAACUUUUUCCUCGGCGGAGUAGCCGGCUACCAGCUCACGAGAAUUGUGAGAUAUAGAAUAGCCGAGGGUGAUAACACCAGCCAGGUUUUCCACUAUAUUUUCAAUGGUGAGCCUGCUACUAAAACUGAGCCCGAGAAGGCCUAG
This is a messenger RNA of Candidozyma duobushaemuli, 393 nucleotides long. RefSeq names its product mitochondrial pyruvate carrier. Lineage: Eukaryota; Fungi; Ascomycota; Pichiomycetes; Serinales; Metschnikowiaceae. The record is from RefSeq and is a predicted model, not a curated record. Bases 1 to 393 code for a protein of 130 amino acids. Gene Ontology annotation, cellular component: mitochondrial inner membrane. Gene Ontology annotation, molecular function: pyruvate transmembrane transporter activity. The transcript has a single exon. Gene Ontology annotation, biological process: pyruvate import into mitochondria.